Molecule: messenger RNA, 3648 nt
Organism: Meloidogyne enterolobii
Lineage: Eukaryota; Metazoa; Nematoda; Chromadorea; Rhabditida; Meloidogynidae
Source: the annotation of a GenBank genome assembly
AAAAUGUAUGAGGAAGGAAAUGAAGAAAAAGCCAAUAAUGAAGUAGUUAAACAGAUUUCAUCAAUUCAGUUAAAUGAAAAUUCUAAUGAAACGAAUAAUAAUAAGGAUGAAAAUUCGGAUACAAAUAAAUAUGAACCUCAUCAUUUGACUAGUUUAAAUCGACCCGAUUUGGUUCUCUCAUCAAAUGAAAAUUCUAUUGAAAGAAGACGUUAUCUUACAGAUAAAUUACAAAAAUCAAUAGAACCUGUAAUUCCUUUAUUCCGAGAAAUUUUGUGUGAUUUUCGUUCCUUUCUUCAAAAAACGUUAUUGGGAACACAUGGACAAGAAAUUAUGAAUGAUGUUAGAGUUAUGCACACACUUAAAAAUGGUAGUGUAAUAGAAAUUGUAAUGCUUUUGUGUUCACAAGAAUGGCAAACUUCGCUUCAAAAGCAUUCUGGUUUAGCAUUUAUAGAGCUGGUUAAUGAAGGUCGUUUAAUGGCUCAUGCUACGCGAGAUCAUAUUUUGCGUGUUGCAAAUGAAGCAGAUUUUAUUUUAAAUAGACUUAGAGCUGAAGAUGUUAGUAAACAUGCACAGUUUGAGAGUGAAGUAAAUGAUCAAUUACAGCAUAGAAAAACAGAAGAACAACUUUCUAAUCAAUUAAUAAUUUCUGCUAGACGUAGAGAAUUUAUACAAUCAACUAAAUUUUUGGAAAAAAUUGUAAAUAUAUUAACAAGUCCAACAGGCGCUUGGUAUUCUGAUUUGCAAAAAAAUAUGCCAAAAUUUGAAAAAUUGGAUGUUUGGGAAGAUGAUUCACGUAUGAGAAGACGUUUUGUACACAAUCCUUAUGGUCAACGUCAUUCAAUAUCUUCAAAUGAAAAAACAAAAAAUUUGGAAGAAGAAAAAAAUAAAAUUAAAAAAGAUGAAGAUUUAAAUAAAUUAUUAAAAGAUUUGGCAAGAAAAAUGAUAGCAUCUGGUGGUGUUUCUAAAACAAAUAAUAUAUUGCAACAAUUUGUUGAUGAAACAGAAAUUGAGAGAUUAAUUAGAGAAGAAGAGAAUAGUAAUAGUGUUAAUGCUUCUACUACUAACAAUGCUGCUUCUGAAAAUAAAAAUGGUCAAUCAACCUUCAGCACCUUUGCUAAACUAAUAGCCCCAGGCGUUAUCGUUCCAGGAACAAUUACAUUAACCGGUUCUGAUUUGUAUUUUGAUGCUGAUGAAGAUGACCAAUCAUUUAAACAAAAUUUACAGAGUCUCCAAUAUUGUGACAAUUUACACCAUUCCCGAUGGAAUUUUCAAGAAAUUCGUGCAAUUUUCCUUCGUCGAUUUUUACUUCAAUAUACAUCGUUGGAAUUAUUUUUGGAUUCGAGAACUGCUAUAAUGUUUGCUUUCCGCGAUAUGGAAACUGUUCAACGUGUUGUUUCUUUAUUGCCUCCUGUUGGUGUUGGAGUUAAAUAUGGAUUACCUCAAAGUAGAAAAUCGAGUUUAAUGACUCCAUGGCAAUUAUUUAAGCAUUCUAAUAUGCCUCAGAAAUGGCAACAAAGAGAAAUAUCUAAUUUUGAUUAUCUCAUGUUUUUAAACACAAUAGCUGGCCGUACUUAUAAUGAUUUAAAUCAAUAUCCAGUCUUUCCUUGGAUUUUAAGCAAUUAUUCUUCUGAAAAUAUUGAUCUAAAUGAUGCAGCAAAUUUUAGAGAUUUGUCCAAGCCAAUUGGUGCAUUAUCCGAAACACGAAAAAAAUUAUUUAAAGAACGUUUUAAUAAUUGGGAUGAUCCAGAAAUUCCACCAUUUCAUUAUGGAACACACUAUUCAAAUGCAGCAUUUGUUCUAAAUUGGUUAUUUCGUUUAGAGCCUUUUACAACAUUUUAUUUACAAUUAAAUGAUGGCAAAAUUUUUGAAAAUGUCAAUUCAAAUCGCCUAUUUCAUUCAAUUGAAGAAACUUGGGAACAUUGUUUAACUGAUACACAUGAUGUAAAAGAAUUGAUUCCAGAAUUAUUUUAUUUGACAGAAAUGUUUUUGUGGAAUGAAAAUAAUUGUGAGGAAGAGAAGAAUUUGGGAAUUAGAGAAGAUGGAAAUAAAAUUGGGAAUGUUGUUUUACCUAAAUGGGCUAAUGGAAAAGCUGAAGAAUUUGUUAAAAUACAUAGAAAGGCUUUGGAAAGUGAUUUGGUUUCUUGUCAACUAAAUCAAUGGAUUGAUUUAAUUUUUGGUUAUAAACAACGUGGAGCUGAAGCGAUUCGUGCAUUAAAUACUUUUUAUUAUUUAACUUAUGAGGGUGCAUUUAAUUUACGUUCAAUAGAAAAUGCUGCUUUGAGGGAAAGUAUACAACAACAAAUAUUAAAUUUUGGACAAACUCCGGCACAAUUGCUAAAUGAACCACAUCCACCUAGACAUUCUAUAAUGACUAUGAGCCCUCUAAUUUUCAAAACUUGCCCUAAUGAUCUUUGUAUGAUUAUGAAAUUUAUUUCAAAUAGUCCAGUUGUGCAUAUUACUGCAAAUACUUUUCAACAAGUCGAUAAUCCAACAUUAAUAACUAUUGCACAAAAUUUGGUGUUUGCUUUGAAUCGUUGGAAUCCAAAUUAUAAUCAACCUUCUAAACAACAUUCAUCUACAGUUGUACCUCCUUUUGAUGCAGAAAAAAAUGAAAAUAAUAAAAAUAAUAAUGCUACGUCAUCAUCAUCCACUUCCUCAGUCAAUCAACAAUUAGAUACUUCUAUUUCACCAUCAGAACUUCCAAUAACAGUAGAUCCUCUACUUGCAGUUGGAAAUCCAUCACAAAAAUUGCCUAAAAGACAUUUGGGCGAUUCUUUUGAUCAAAGAUUGCAAAUAACCUCAGCCAAUUUUGUUUGUUCAGUAGACAGUAAAUAUAUAAUUGCUUGUGGAUAUACAGAUUAUAGUUUUAGAAUUAUAGAAACUGAAAAUGCACAAGUUAGACAAGUAAUUUAUGGCCAUGGAGAUGUUGUAACAUGUUUAGCACGUUCAGAAACUACACUUUUUGCUGAUAGUUAUAUAGCUUCGGGAAGUGCUGAUUGUACAGUUGUUUUGUGGCAUUUUAGUCAAAAUACUGGGACUAUAGCUGGAGAAUUUAAUUCUGUUGGGGAAUUGCCUGUACCGAGAGCUAUAUUGACUGGGCAUGAAGCUGUUAUUACAGCAAUAACUGUGUCUGCUGAACAUGGGCUUGUUAUUUCUGGAGCAAAAGACGGAACAUUAUUAAUACACACAACAAUGGGUGAUUUUCUUCGAAAUAUUGAAUUUAAUAAUGGAAAUUUAUCAACAAUUAAUCAAAUUUUGUUAAAUCGAGAUUGUCAACUUGCGAUUUUCCAUGGUUUACAACAAAAAUUAAUUUCAACAUUCAGCGUUAAUGGAAAAUUUUUUGGCCAAAUAGAAAUUCAACAUGAAGGAAAAAUUUUGUCUUCAGUAUUAUCCAGAGAUGGAGAAUAUUUUAUUAUUGGAACAGAAAAUGGAAAAAUUUUAAUUUUGCGCCUAUUUCCUUUAGAAUUAAUUUAUUCUUAUGCACAAACUGAUAGUUCAAUUAAAUCUGUUGCUAUUUCAACAAAUCAAAAAUUUGUUUUUGGUGGAUUAGACAGUGGGGCUAUUGUGAGUUUUCUUUUGACUAUUUAUUUUUUUGACAGAGGGGCUAAAUUAUUUUUAGUUUUAAUUUUUUAUAUAAAAUAUAAAUGA